Molecule: messenger RNA, 1900 nt
Organism: Verruconis gallopava
Lineage: Eukaryota; Fungi; Ascomycota; Dothideomycetes; Venturiales; Sympoventuriaceae
Exons: 4
Coding region: 113-1165 (350 amino acids)
Source: RefSeq, a predicted model, not a curated record
CCCCUUCAACCAACAGAGGAGAAAUCAUGGACGUCCAGGUGUACUUAGCAUCUUCGUCACCAGCCUUCAUAUGGAGAAGUCAUAAGGCUGUCCGAUCUGUGUAUUCGCCACCAUGAGAAAAUCAUUGUGUCUCUUGCUGCUCUGCGACUUCAUCCAUUUCUCACACUGUUCUCCGGCAGCCUCUGAGAUAACUCCUCCUCCGGUUCUGAAGCGAACCCUAGAUAAUGAUCCAGCUUUUCGAGGAUAUACAAGCACUCUAGGCUCAUGGUCACCACUUUAUUGUUAUGGCGAUUAUACCUAUUCUGAUUUCGGGAAUAUCGCCGACUGCUGCAGUCAAGGUGGCGGUAUAUGCCAUCCUGCGACGGAAUGUGGGACAGACUCUGAAGGAAGUACCAGAGCGAUCAAAUACCAAGGCGGAGAGACGUUGACUUGUUUCGAUACAACAUGUGGAACUCAGACAAUCUACAAGACGGAAGGUGAUCCCAACCCUCUGUCAAUUUUUGGCUGCUUUGCUGCCGGGGAGCUCUAUCUCACCACGCCGGGCUCUCCAGUUUCGACAUCUACGACCGGUUCUGCGGCAUCUACAGGUACUUUACAGUCUUCUGCGCCAUCUUCGUUGACUUCUUCUGCCCCAAGUGCAGCAGCUCCCAUCCCUUCAUCCACUAGUCACGUCGGCCUCAUCGCUGGAGGGGCCACUGUAGGGGUUAUCCUGCUCCUAGCAAUAGCCGGUCUUACAGCUUGGGUCAUUAUUCUCAAAAGAAAGAAUGCCACGACCAAAUCUUCGCCAAAUACGGAACUACAAAAAAUGCAAGGUUCAGGUGCAAGGCCAAACGAUGGGCCUCCCCAAGAUUUCAAGGCUGAGCUUCCUACGAAAGAGGGUUGGGCAGCUGAACUCUCGCCAGAAUCGGCGCCACCAAGUCGACAGGAACAAAAGCCAUGGAGCAAUUUGAACAGUAUGCCACAAAGUCCGGCUCCGACUUAUAGCCCCGUGCCGCCUUAUCAAAGUCCCGCUAGCCCUUUUAUGCCUGUUGGGCCUGCUAGUCAAGCUCCUUUCUACGGAGCUAAUAAUGGGCCUUACGGUGGACUGAUUGAGGCCCCAGGGCCAGGAACGCAGUACCAAGAGCUUCCUGCAUCGACGCAGCCACAAUACGCUGAAUUGCGCUGAAUGUGUUUGGUAGGACUACGUCAAACAGUAUAUUCCAAGACACUUUCAAAUUGCUCGUGUUCAUUCAAAACAUGCGGGCUACCACGCUGCGAGGGAGCGCCCUCGAAGUCGACCCUGCUCAAAGAGCUAGUUCGUCGACACUUGUGACGUUUGAAUCAGAAGAGAUGUUCAGAAGAACUUGCGCCACGAAAAGGACAAACCUGGGUUUGCGUGAGCUAAAAGGUGUUGAAUCAACUGGAUAGACUGCUCGUCGAAGUCAAGCCUUCGAAGUUUAUGAACCUUCAUCUUUAAGUGGUCCUUUGCAUCACGAUCUGUACCACUUCUCUGGUGCCGACAAGAGUACCCUUCAGCAACUUCACCGAUCAUAUUCGGUCACUGACUUGACGGCACUGUCUCAAUGGAAAAUGUGCUUAUCACCGACGACAUGGAAUUGUGUUCAUCAACUCCCGAGGAGGAGGCCAUGGCACAGGUCGUACUACGGCGCCCUCAAUACCCAGUGGCAAUCUCUGCUUUGUUACGGCAUUAUGUUAAUGUCUCCUGACAACAAAGCAUGGAAGACUUAACAUAACGGCGGAAACACAUAUAGAAAUGCAAGAUCCAGUACGAAUGUGGGAUUGUCGAUAAACAGAAUAGAGGAACUGAUGUCAUGAGUGAUCAUGUUGUUUUGACGCAGGAUAUGAUAUGUCACGUAAUUAUUCACAGUAUCUGACAGCAAUUUGUUAUAAUGAAUGCGGC